CCAAACCCACAAUGGUUCCAAACACAACCCAAGUCUAAAUUUGUAUCAAACAUCAAACUGCUUCCGAAGCCACCCACUCCGGCAACAAAGCGCCGUACCAAACAACAAACCGUCGCCAGCGUUCGCCGACAAUGUCCUUCGACAAGCUCGAGUCCUCCGUUGUCUACGAAUGCGGGAUCAGCCACCGGAUCAACGCCCGGAGCGUGUCGUGGAAUUCCAGCGGGACCACCCUCGCGAUGGCGGGCUCCGACCGCGUGACGCGACUCUAUAGCACGUCGGACCUGAUCUCGUCGGUUCAAGCCUCGGGUUCGGGCGGUGGGAACCAGAAUUCAAGCGGCUCGGGCUCGAACCCCGUCCGGGAACUCGGCACCAUCACUGGCCACUCCGGGGUGGUCGAUCGGCUCCGCUUCCACUCGACGCAGGACUCGCUGCUGGCCACGGUUUCCGUAGCGGACUCGACCGUUCGGUUGUGGGACCUCCGGUCGUCCACCUCGGCCAGGGCCGUGGGGACCAUCGACUUGGUGGGGGGCAAGGCCGGCAACAACGGAUCCACCACGGAUAUUUCGUGGUCUCCCUCCACCAAGGCAAACCUGCUCGCCGUGACAGAGAAAAACGGGAACGCCCACGUGGUGGACACCCGGAAACUCGGCGCGGGCGGGUCGACCAAGACACCCAGCACCCCCGGCAAGCGGACCGCGGGCUCGGCCUUUGUCAAGACAUUUUGCCUGCGGCCCAAGAUCGUGGACGCCUGCCUGUUUUCGCCCUCGGGCGACCACCUGGUGGCGGCGACCUCCGAGAACGGAUACGGGGAGCUGACGGUCUGGAACUGGGAAAAGAACGGAAGCGAUGCCGAAAACAGCCACCCGAACAAGAGCAGCAGCAGCAACCAGAACUACGUGUACCCCGCCCACACCGGUCCCGUCUAUUCGGUCUGCUUUUCCCCCGACGGCCGACGCCUGGCCACGGGGGGAGGGGACGCGCUGGUGGGCCUCUGGGACGUGCGGUCGAUGGUGUGCGAACGAACGGUUCCCCGGUGCGGCCGCUUCGUCCGGAGCGUGGCGGUCUCCUUCGAUUCGAGCGUCGUCGCCAUUGGCACGGAGGAGCCCUGGAUCGACCUCGCGGACUCCUCCACGGGCGACGCCCUUGGCAAGGUCCGGUUCGGGGGCGGCGACGCCUCCGGCGGGGCCAACCGGAGGAGGGCCCCGGACGCGGAGGCGGGUGCGGACGAGAUCGCCUUUCACCCGAAGGCCCACCUGCUGGCCUGCGCCCGGUGCGAUUCGGGGGGCUGCUCCCCGCUGACCCUCGCGAGGAUGACGCUGGGGCGCCAAUAGGGGGAGGGGUCGAUCCGGGAAAAUGCGGUGCCCGCAGCGCACCAAUGCGACUCAUUUUAGGGCUGCGUUUUCUACGACGUUAAGGGAACAAUCCUCUCUAGUACGGAAGCUAAAUGGUACUUAUCGUUUGGUUGAUUCAUUGAUUUAUCCAUGCCAUGUUGCGCUAUUUUUUCAAUUCAACAACUUUAUCGCCGUAGCACUUUCAGUUUUGCAGCCAUUUGUCCUGCAAGAAGCGGAAAGCCAAGAUGAAAAAGUAGAGACUGUGAACAUUGUUUCAUUUCCUGAUGUACCUUCCAGCACAUCGUACGGUACGAUUCUCAGAGCGAAAUGCGGGUUUGAACUGAACCAUUCCAAACGGGACUCGACAAUUCCAAACCCAAAGAACAAAGAACCCCAACUCAAAAAGAUACCGUACAUUAAAAUAUUAAUCCGUUC
Messenger RNA from Pseudo-nitzschia multistriata, 1766 nucleotides. Lineage: Eukaryota; Bacillariophyta; Bacillariophyceae; Bacillariales; Bacillariaceae. The record is from the annotation of a GenBank genome assembly.